UGUGAGAUUUCCUCUGCAUGUGUUGAUUUUUCUUCCUUUUUCGCGCGGGUGAAGCUGCUGGCAAUGCUGGCUUGUUAGACUAGCCCACACUAGCAACAGCAUUAGGUUAUCGGUUACCUAAUUGUGUUUAUACUCAUGUAACUGUACAGGCUAGUGCAAUACACUAUUUGAUUGUAACUUUAUUAAAAGCUGGAGGACUUGACUUGAGGGAGUGCGGACUGCGGAGUGCAGUUUAUAGUGUGAAGAGCACACGUACGUAGAGCACAGUGCCACUGCAAAAUUGCAGAAGCAGAGAGAGAAAAAAAAAUAAAAAGGAUAAUACCUAUAUAUAUGCCGUCUCCAGUUUAUGGUGAUGCAGGCGUUUUGAGAGAGCAUCGGGGAAAAACAAGAAAUUCUUUUUGGAGCAUUGUUUUUUAUUCACCAUGUCUGAUUCUGAAUCUUGUUCACCGGACUUGGCUGCUACCACUGUCUCGAAAAGCCCCAGUCUGCUAGAGAAUCUGCGCAAGUUUCGCUUCCAGAAGAAAAGUGUCAAGAAGAUGGUCACAUCUGACGAAGACAGUAAUCUAUCCGCUCCAGAGGUACGAAGAAAACCUGUCAAUCGAAUUGAUGACAGCGAUAGCGAGGGGGAAAAUCUUGCCAAAGCAACUGCCUCUAAUUCAGAAGAAAGUCCUAAAGAUGACAAAGAGGAGAAAGUCAAGUAUCUGACCGAUUUAUUUUCUCAUAUUGAAAGAGAAAAAAUUAAAGAAGUGCUUGGUGAAUCAAAUUGGGAUAUGAAAAUAGCUAAAGAAAAACUUGAAAGAAAUAAAAAAAGGCGAUUAGAGAAAUCAAAGAAAUCAAAGAAAACCAAGCGCAAAAAGAGAAAUUACCGUGAUGAUGAGGAUAGAGACAUCGAUUCAGAUGACUGUGGCUAUAGCAACAAUAAAGUUUUUGACAUGUCAGAUGAGGAGUCUGAUUAUGAGGUAACAGACGAUUUGUCGGGUGAUAGGCAAGCAGUAAUGAACUUUUUGCAAAAGGCGCUACCAACAGAGUUACUAUUACUGCAUCAGUGUACUCAAAAAAAGGUCAACGCUAUAAUCGAAGCUAGACCAUUUGAAGGUUGGAAAGAUCUGGUUUACAAAUUUCAGUGUACAAAAUUUUUAGACACCGAACUUCUGAAUGCUGCUCAAGAUUUGAUACAAACAAGACAAGUGAUAGAUAAUCUUAUGAAAAAAUGUCUUGGAUUGUCUGCAAACAUGGAAAAGGCAGUAGCUGCUGGUUCAGCAAUGAUACAGGAACAGCCGAAAACUCUUUCUCCAGGAUUAAAAUUAGCACCUUAUCAAAUGGUUGGGCUUAAUUGGCUUGCUGUGAUGCAUGCACAAAAGGUAAAUGGAAUCCUAGCUGAUGAAAUGGGAUUAGGUAAAACUGUACAGGUCAUUGCUUUCCUUACCUACUUGAGAGAAGCCAAUCUGAUAGACGAAAAAGAUGGCCCACAUUUAAUAAUCGUACCAAGUUCGACAAUAGAGAAUUGGAGUAACGAGCUCGAACGCUGGUCUCCUGGACUGAAAGUUUCCAAGUAUUAUGGCUCUCAAGACGAGCGUAGAGAAAUGAGAUUUGGAUGGCGUAAUGGUGAUUUAGAUGAUGUAGAUAUAAUUUUAACGACAUAUAAUCUCAUUAGCAGCACGCCCGAGGAACGUCGUUUGUUCCGUGUUAUGCCUGUAAAAUACGUAAUUUUUGAUGAAGCGCACAUGUUAAAGAACAUGAGUACAGUGAGAUAUGAAAAUUUAGUUAGGAUAAAAGCUCAGCACAGAAUUUUGUUGACCGGAACACCGUUGCAAAAUAAUUUAUUGGAAUUAAUGUCUCUACUUAUUUUUGUGAUGCCUUCUAUGUUUGCCAGUAAACAAAAUGAUUUGAAAAAUCUUUUUUCUAAAAAUCCUAAAAUUAAUGCCAACAAGUCAGACGAAGCUAAACCACUCUUUGAAGAGGAGCAAAUUAAUAAUGCAAAACAAAUUAUGAAACCUUUUGUGUUGCGUCGCCUAAAGUCUGAUGUUUUGAAAGAUUUGCCAACUAAAAGUGAAGAAGUCAUAGAAUGCGAAAUGAUAAAAACUCAAUGUGACAUGUACAACAGUUUAGUUACUAGGUUUUCCGUUGAAGCUAGAGAAACUGAUGAACUGGAUGGAAUGGGAAUGAUGAUGCAGCUACGUAAACUCGCAAACCAUCCUCUUCUUCUUCAAAAUUACUACACUCAAGAUAAAUUAAAGCGUAUUUCUGAAAAACUCGUGAAUGAGUCUGGAUGGAAACAAAAAAAUGCUCAAUAUACAUUUGAAGAUUUGUUAUGGAUGUCUGAUUAUAAAAUCAACCAGCUUUCUCGAACGUAUAAAAGCCUUGCUGGAUUUGGUUUGCCACACCAUCUGAUACCAGAAUCUGGAAAAUUGAAAAAGUUAGAUGAAUUGUUGAAGGAAUUACAUGCUGAUGGACACAGAGUUCUCAUAUUUAGUCAAUUUACAAUGGUCUUGGAUAUUUUACAGGAGUAUUUAACAAUUAGAAAUCACAGACAUCUCAGACUUGAUGGUCAAACCCCAGUAAUGGAAAGGCAAGAUUUGAUAGAUGAAUUCACAGAAGAUACUGAUAUAUUUGUUUUCUUACUGUCUACGAGAGCUGGUGGACUAGGUAUUAAUUUAACUGCAGCCGACACCGUCAUCAUUCACGAUAUUGAUUUCAAUCCAUAUAAUGACAAACAAGCGGAAGAUCGUUGUCACAGAGUUGGACAGAAAAAGCUGGUAAGAAUAAUUAGGUUGUUGAGUAAAGGCACCAUUGAGGAGGGAAUGUAUAAAAUCGCUCAAGAAAAAUUAAAUUUAGAAAAGAAAAUAACUGGCAAUGAAGAGAACGAAAGUAAAGAGAAAAAGAGCUUAUUGAAAUUGUUAAAAAUGACCUUAGGCUUGGAUCAAAAUAAACUAAUAAAUUUAUCUCCUGCGAAAAAUGGCGAUGCUAAUGGGUUUUCUGAAAACGACGUUUGCAAUAACAAAAACAAGGACCCAGAAUUAUAGGAACAAUUUUUUUUUGUUUUUUUAAAUAUUUUUUUUAUGAAACUUUUGUGAUGUCUUUUAUACUCGAAUGUUAUUGUCUAGCAAAUACGUAUAUAUGCGUUGUAAAGUAAUUGUGGAAUACUAAUCGUUGGAUAUUCAACGACCUAUUAGUACAAAGUACCUUUUUUUAUAUACAUUUUAUUUUUUACACCAUAGAUGAGCGCAUACCUAUCGUUGAUUACGAUGUAAUUGAUGAAUAAUGAAUUUUUUUUUUUUUUUUUUUUUUUAUGUCAGAAUUGUCUUGUGUCCUGUUUUCAGGAUAUCAAGAAUAGUACUUACACACGUAUUACAAUCUGAUAUUUAUUUAAUCAUUAUUUUAACACGAUUUACUUCAAAUAAAAAAAUUAAUUAAAAAUAAAUAAAAGAAAAAAAGUAAAACUUGAUCUGUUCUCAUGUAUCCUUUUCUGUAAACGCAGAGACAUUCAUUGCACAU
This is a messenger RNA of Copidosoma floridanum, 3495 nucleotides long. It is a transcript of the gene Etl1, whose product is annotated as SWI/SNF-related, matrix-associated actin-dependent regulator of chromatin, subfamily a, containing DEAD/H box 1. The record is from RefSeq and is a predicted model, not a curated record. Gene Ontology annotation, molecular function: ATP binding. NCBI's taxonomy places the organism in Eukaryota, Metazoa, Arthropoda, Insecta, Hymenoptera, Encyrtidae.